GACUUGUUCUCUUAUUAAGAAAUGGCGCGAAAAAUGGCUAGAAGUGAUUUAAUACUUAUUUAGCUUGAUGCUUGUAUGGAGCUCAUCAAGCUAACAAAUGAUAUUAUUAAAAAAAUAACUUUGUUUAGUGAUUUAUUUUAUAAUUAUUUUGCAUUAAAAGUAAAUAUUUUUCUCUUUUAAAUUAUAUUUAAAAUGGAUAAUGAUAGUGAUUCUGAUAUAGAUGAUAUUUUAAAUGAUCUCUUAGCUAAUAGUGAAGUAGAAGAAAAUAAUAAAUCACCUUCAAAAGAAACUCUGAAAGAAUUAGACUUUAAUUUUUUAGAUAAUACUUCUAAAUUAAAUAAUGAAAAUAAAUCUAUUGAUGUUCAAAAAAAAAAUGAAAUUCAUGAUGAUAUACUUGAUUCUUCAGAUGAUGAAGAUAGACGAUAUUUUGAAAAACAAAAAUAUUCUAAUUAUGGACGUGAUAUAAAAUCUUUAUUAAAGAAAGAACCUAUUAAAAAAAAUGAAGAUAAACCAUUAUCAUGUAAAACAAGUAGUAAAACAUUUGAUUUUAGUGCAACAAAAAUUAAUAAAAAUGCAAAUAUGAAUAAUAAUAUCACAGUUAUUUCUAAAGAUGUUUAUAGUGAUCCAUUUUUUGGAUUGAGAAUCAUUAAUCCAAUUGUUUCUUCAGCAGAAUUAAAAGCACGUAUGAUUGAUAAAGUACCAGUUACAGUAUCAAAAAUAAAAUAUCAUCUUAAUUCUGAAAAUGUAGAGAAAGAUUGGGUAAUUGCAGGAGUAUUAAUAAAUAAAUCUCUACCGAAAACUUCUCAAAAGGGAACUUCAUAUUCUAUAUGGAAAAUAAGUGAUUUAUCUGAAAAUAUAAACACUAUAAGCCUUUUUAUGUUUAGUAAUGCUCAUAAAACUCUUUGGAAAACAACUAUUGGAACUGUGAUAGGUAUUCUUAAUCCAAAUAUCUUAGAAUCUAAAGACAAUUUUGAUUUAGCUACAUUAUCAAUUGAUAAUCCUCAAAGGAUCAUGAUUCUUGGUAAAUCUAAAGAUAUGGGAAAAUGUAAAUCAAAGAAAAAAAAUGGAGAACAAUGUAAUUCUAUUGUAAAUAUUAGUCGAUGUGAAUUUUGUUUAUAUCAUGUGAAAAAAGAAUAUAAAAAAUGUUCUCUUAGAGCAGAAUUACAAUCAUUUAGUAACACUCAGAAUUUUUCAAUAGAUAUGUUAAAAAAAAAGACACGACAACAACAGAAACCAUUUUUAAACAAUAUGCCUGAAUUUCAUACUGUUGUUGCAACAAAAAGCAAAAAAUUAGAAGAAAAAGAUGCUAAACGGUUAGCAUUACUUUCAGGAAGUCAGAAGAAUGAUAAUUUAAUUAAUAAAAAUUUAAAUAAUAUAAGAAAUGAAAAUGAAAAAGUAGGAAUAUCAGAACAACAAUUAAAAAAAAAUUUUGAACAAAUAAACAAAUCAAGAGGUUGGAAAGUUGCUCUAUUAUCUCAAGCAUCUCUAAAUUCUUGCAAAAAUAAUAAUAUGGAAAAAAAAGAUUUAAAUAUGGUUUCUUCAAAUCCCCAUUUAGGUAUUGGUUGUCAAAAAGGAAUAAUAGAUUUGUCACAACCUAUAACUAAAAAACAAAUUAAUAUUGCUAAAAAAAAUGCAGUUAAUUGGGUUAAAGAAAAUGGAAAAAUCAAACCUAAGGAUCCAAAUAAAAUACGUUUGAACAAAGAAGAAAAGUUAGAAAGGGGGAAAAAACGACUAAGAGAGCCAGAAAAUGAUGAAAAGCAAGAAAUAAAAAAACCAAAUAUAUUAUCAGAUAAAUUUAAAGAAAUAAUGCAAACUAAGUCUACUCAUACUGAUCUUAUUGAAAAAUCUUAUGAGCAAGAAAAAGAUAAAUAUUUCAAUAAACUGGAAAUGAAAGAAAAAUUAGAAGAGAAAAUGUUAACUACUUAUAAAAUUCCUUGUAAAGCUGUUAAAUGUUUAGUUUGUAAAUAUAUAUCAUUUUCUGCUUCUGACAUGUGCAAGGAUCAAAAACAUCCAUUGUGCGUUAUUGAUGCAAUAAAAAGAUUCUUUAAAUGUGCAGAUUGUGGAAAUAGAACUGUAAGUUUAGAUAGAAUACCUUCGCAUAGUUGUAUAAAAUGCAGCAGUUCAAAUUGGAUAAAAGCUGCAAUGAUGGAUGAAAGAAAAACAAAUGUUUCUAUCACCGCAUUAUCCAUACGCGGAGACGAAGAAACUUAUAUAGGAUCAAUGAUCAAAGAUGCCAAUCUUAAUCUCUUGGUACCAGAAAAUGACAAAUAAUAUCAUGCUGAUUGAAAAUUUAUAAAUUAUAUAUAUAAAAGAGUGACAUCUUUUUUAAAAAUUUUAUAUCUAUUUAAUUUGUAUGCUAUGUUAUAAAUAUAGAUAAUUCUAUUUGUUUGUUUUUUUAUUAUCCUUAAUAUUCAUACUUUUUUAAUAUAUAUGUAAAAUAUACAAAAGUAAAAUAAAAAAAAAUUUUAUAUUAAUUAAAUUUCUAUAUAUAUAUAUAUGUAUGUAUGUAUAUAUAUAUGUACAUGUAAAAAUGUAAUUUAAUAUUUUUUACAAGACGAAUAUUAUUUAAAAGCAAUUAAAAAAAUAAAUACAUUUAAAUAUACCCAUCCAAUUGUACAUAUUAAAAUUAGGUAUAAAAUGGUAUAAAAUGUAUUUCAAUGAUUAUGAGAAUUUUUUUUUAUUGUAUUAUGCCAAUUUUUUUUCAUUUUUCUAUUCAAAUUUCUAUUCAACAGCACCUCAUCUUAUAGGCAAAUAUAUUUUACCAAUAAUAUAAAGACAAUUUUCUGUCCUUUCAUAUAAGUAAAAUUUACGUAUAUGUAUAAAAAGGGAGAACAUUAACAAAAAUGUAAAAAGACGUUAUAAUUGGAACCCGGAAAUAUCCUUUAUUGUGAAAUUAUCACAGAGCAAAACUGUUAAAAACUAUUUUUUUAUUCUCUUUAUUACUAUUAUUAUUUAUUUUUUUAUUUUACAAUCUUAAAAUAUUUUUAAGUAAUUAUUUUAAAUGUGCUCUGUGAAAACAGAUAUUAUUAUGACAUUUUCGGGUUCUAAUAGCAACUUUUUUGCAUGAGAAACAUAGACUGUAUUUUUCAUUUCUUAUUCAUUUUUUCAUAUUCUAUUCUAUUCAGAUUCUUAUUAAAUUUUGAUAUUAACGAUACGUUAAUUUUUUUGUGUAUAAAUUUUGUAAUGAAUAUGUGAAAAAAGAGAAAUUGGAAAUAAUGUUUAAUUAUCAAUUUCAUGUGUUUUUGAAGAAAUACAUCAAAAUAUUUUAUGAUUGUUAAUGUUACAAAAUUGUAUUUUUUACAAUUUUGUAUCAUUAACAAUAAAAUAAAUAAUAUAUUUUUAAAUUACAUAUUAAAAAAUACAAAACUAUAAUGACAUAUGAAUUAAUUUCCUGAAAAUUAUAAAUUAAAGAAAAAAUUAUAAAUUAAUACUAUAAUUCUUUGUUAUUUAAGUGAUUUCUAUUUUCAAAAUUAAAAUAUUUUUCAUCUUAAUAGACAUUAUUUAAAUAUUGAAAACUAUUAUUUUAUCAUUAUUUCAAUAUCCCUCUUUAUCACUUCACAAAAUAUUAUUAAUCCUAGAAAGACCGGGGGAGGAGGGGGAAAGACCUUCCUCGAGUCCACUAUUUACAAAAUUUGAAAAAAAUUUUUUUCAUUCAAAAAAUUUCUAAAAAUUUAUUUAUCCUUUAAAGAUUCGCAUAGAAAAAUUGAUAAUUAGAUAUAUUGAUAGAAAAACAGAUAUCAAUAUAUCUUACAUUGCAACUAAGAGGAAUUUGUCACAAAUCAAACGGCAAGAAUAUAUUCAUAUAAACGUGGAAAUCGGAGAUGAAUUCUCUAUAUGUUUUAUACAUUAAAUAUUGCUGCUCUAAAUAUAUAUUUCUUAUUUAUAAUAGCAAAUCUAAAUUAGAAUAAUAAAAAUGAACACACAAAAGAUUUUCUUACGAGGAUUAUUCAAUGAAUUGAUUCAAAAGCAAUUAGUUAGGGAUCCGAAUUUAACAAGAUUUCAAAAGCAUAUAAUAAAUAAUAUAGAAAAAAUAAAGGAGCUAACAGCAAAAAGAAAAAAAAUAAAACAAAAAAAACCAACAGGAAAAGGAUGCUGCUACAAAUAUAUCGGAAACGAAAUAAAAGAAUAAAAUAUAACUUAUCCAAGGCAAAGCAAUAUUGUACUAAUUGUAAAUAACAUAUAUGUAAAAAACAUUCAAAUAAUGUAAUAAUAUACGAAACUUGUGAAGAAUUAAAUUCUGAUGUAUCGCGAUUGGGUUAAAUAAAUUAUUAAUGAAAAAUCUCAUACAAAAUAUUAAUAUAUAUGUUAUAUUCAUAUUUCGCAUAAUCCAAAAUUACUCAUCCUAUUAAAAUAUCUGCUUUUAAAACAUGAAAAACUUAGGUGGACUUAGUAUAUCUCUUAUUAGUUUUUUACAUAAUGGUUCGAGCCUCGGUCUUUCUGGGGUUAAUAGAACGUGUAUCAUGGUACGGCCAACAAUUUUUUACGUAAUUUUAAAAUUCAUUUUUACCGUUCAUAAUUCAUUUCAGUAAAGAUGAGUUAAAAUUUUUAGGACAUAGCACAAAUGUACUUUAUGCGUACAAUACAUAUAAAAUAUGAGGUAAUAAUAAGUUCAUAUUCUGAAAAAUUUGAUUAAGCAAAACUUAUAACGAUUACAUCUUUGUAUUGCCUUGCUAGAUAAAUGUAACAUUUGAAGGAACAAAAAUAUUUUGUAGCAAUACAGGAGAAUAAGAUUGCCAAAAAUUAUAAAUCUGUUAGCAGAUUAUACAACUAUGCUUAUGGAAGAGAUCAUAGGCAAGCCAUAAUCUAAGUACGUCAUUGAUUUGUUUAAAUGAAAUGUACGACGUCUAAUCUUUUUUUUAUGCGCAUUCUUUUGCAUACUCAUUUUCUCUUACCUUACAUAAAAAUCAAAAAACAAAAAAAAAAAAAAAAAAAAAGAACCAAA
Messenger RNA from Apis cerana (Asiatic honeybee), 4942 nucleotides. RefSeq names its product minichromosome maintenance 10 homolog (gene Mcm10). The record is from RefSeq and is a predicted model, not a curated record. Gene Ontology annotation, molecular function: DNA replication origin binding; single-stranded DNA binding. Gene Ontology annotation, cellular component: nuclear replication fork; nucleus. Gene Ontology annotation, biological process: DNA replication initiation; DNA replication. Lineage: Eukaryota; Metazoa; Arthropoda; Insecta; Hymenoptera; Apidae.